Molecule: messenger RNA, 3522 nt
Organism: Pocillopora meandrina
Lineage: Eukaryota; Metazoa; Cnidaria; Anthozoa; Scleractinia; Pocilloporidae
Source: the annotation of a GenBank genome assembly
AUGAAGAUAAGAACACUUGUGGGCUUGAUUGGCACUUACAGCGUAGGUCAGAAAGUUUCCCAAGUUCAGUUGAGAAAAAAAAGCCCCCUAUGUUACAUUUCUUUGAAAUUUUUAUUGACUUGUCAGUCUCUCUUGCAACAGUUAUUGCCUUUGACAGAGGGUCAUAGUUAGGUGGACAACCAGCCAUUUACCAAUCACCAAAUAGUUGAGUCAGAAGACAUCUGUUUUUUUAACAAUAAAAUUAUUCAAAAUAACCUGCAAAAGACUCCACUUGUCAAGAAUGUAGUGGAUUACUGUGAUAUACAUCGUUUACCAUAAAAACGAACCGAAAUAAAACCAUCUCUAAUCCUGCACCGCUAAGCUCGUCUGCACUGCGGGCUCCAUUAACAUCUUGUUUGUUGGCUAAGACCGGCAGAGGAAGGGAUUCCAGGGAGGAGUAGGACAGGACUUCUUGUAAUUCAGCUGCCGCUAAAUCCACAUUACCAUCAUUGCAACAGCUGUCCACUACAAACACCUGCAAAUUAUUGGUUGUUGAAUCGGAUUUUAAUAUUCACUCAAUAAUCCUUAUUUUAAAAAUUCCAGGAUCCUCCUAUCCAAAAUAAACAUCUUCCAUUGUUUGUUAUAAACAGACUUUUCAAAUAAAGGAUUACUUUGUUCCUUCAAACAUUAUUUAGUUAUAUCUGUAUCAACAGGUUUGUUUUCCACCAUUUUCUCAUGUGUGGCUUACUUUGAUCCUCUCAGGAACGGGAAGGAGCAAGGCACACUUCCUACCCAGCUGUUAUGUCCAGAAACGUAUGCAGAAAUGAAAAUGGCAGAUUUAAUUAGAUUUCGUCAAACCAAGUGAAUGUUCAUGAAUUCGACGAUUUUCGAAAAUUUUAGUCAAAUUCGUCAAAGCAAAAUCAGCUUAGCGGAAUUGAAAAUUUUGACGAGUUUUAGUCAAAUUUAUCCAGCGAAAUCAGCUUGGGGGAUUUGACAAUUUUGACAAUUUUCCGUUACUACAUCCAUUUCUGGACUUAUUUAUUUGGAGAAAUGUUUGUGCAGGGUGUAUCCAGUUCUACAUAGGCUGUUUUAUGUGAUUACAUAAAUGUAAUAUUAAAAGAUAUAGAUUGGUACAAGGCCUUCUAAUAAGUAGCGUUUAAUUAGUCUGUAGUCGUAGGUGUGGUUAAAAUAUAUAACAAAAAUAAAUCAGGAGUCUGAUUUAUUGAUCACGAGUAUCAAUAGAGACAGAAUUGUGCAACAGAUUUUCCUGAUACUAAUUCAUCAAAACUGAUCAACACAUUUACAAACCCCUAUCUUUGACAACAACCUCAUGAGGAUGCUUCAAAGAUUUUCACCAGGGUCGCACGCUCUCAAAGUAUGUAAACACCAUUGUAACACCACUUCUGAGAAAUAUUUUAUAAAAGCAAAAGAGGAUGUUUUUCAUGUUUACAAGGCCUUAUCUACAGACUUGCAGGGUUGGGAAAAUUCGUGAAAGUUUGCAAAACUUUCACAAAUUUUCCCAGCCCCCCUUGUGUUCAGAUGAGACUAUGUAAGCACAGAAACUGAAUUCCUCAUUGGCUUAGCUCUAAAAUAAGCUUAGGUUUUUUUCUCAAUUUCCACUGAGCUCCUCCAAAGUAGUGUGGCAGUAUUUUCUGAUUUUUUGUCUCCACGUAUUAUGCAAAGUGAGAUAAAUUCAUGAACAAAUAAUUUCAUUCAUUCAGAAAAAUUCUACCAUCAGUACCAUAACUAAAAUGACGAUCAUCUGAAAUUCAAUAACUAAAAAGAUGCACGCUGCUAAUUGGUUUUUCGGUAAGUCAACUCCUUUGGUCAAAGUAUUCUAAAUUUGUGCAAGAAAUGCCCUGAUUUCAGUUUCUUUAUAAUUGUACACUUGAAAACUCGCUCCCUUUAACUCCAGCCUCUUUGGAUUUCUUUGAAAGUUGUGAUCUAUUAAGAGUUAUGAUCGUUGUUAUUACAAGUAACUUUGCUGUCAUAUACUUACCUCCAAGUUCUUUAACAUUUAGAAUAGCACUGGGUAGCUGAACAGCUUUCACAGAGAAACCUAUCGUAGCCAUUUCAGAAAUACAUUACUGAUUUAGAGUACCGCUGAGCGUAUGCCAAUCAUUUUUGUACAAGGUAAUUUCCUGAAUUGAAUCAAAAAGUUAACAAGGGUGGUUUGUAAAUAUCUUCUACUCAGAAGUAAGGGAUACUGCCUUGAUAUACAACCAAAUUCUUCCUACUAGCCCAUGAAGCAGUGUCACUAAACAAACUGGGAGAAUCUUUUCUCUGAUUCUGAGGGUAAAAUGGUUAUCAUGUGUUCACCAACAUCACUAUAAAUAAACUUUUUCCGACAUUUAGCAAAUGUCAACUCAAAGUGAUAAAUCUGAAAAGUAUAUUCAAACAUAGACACUCGCAAAAAGAGCUUACCAACAGUGGGCUCAAGUUUUUUCAGAAUUGUCCCACUCAGCUUUGCAAACAGCAUUGACUUGCCAGCCUGUCUGAUUCCAAUUGCAAUCACAGAGUAUGAUGGCUUGGGUGAGAAGGUUCCUUGUUGCAGACUGUUUGAUAAAACUGUACAGUAAAAAUACAGUCUCUCUUUCCUAACGUGAUACAUGAAGGCCAACUGACCCAACCUCCUGAUACAUGCGACAAAUUACAUCCAAGGGGGCUGGUUAAAUACAAUCUUUAUAAGGGGGUGAGGGGUGGGGAGAAGGAGGAGGUAGUUUUCAGUAAAAGGGUUAUUUUUUAUGCCAAUAAAAUCUCUCCACAAAAUGAACCUUCACCAUAAAUAUGUGCAUCCCGUCCUCUGGACAGAAGAGAGAAGAAAAGAAAGACUGUACAACCAGUCUCCCAGUCAUACAUGCAUGCUCCCAUAUAUCUCCAUGAUGAGAGAAACUUUUGGACAGCUCAUUUGUCUGCCAAUGUAGGCCAUGUGAACUGAAUACCUGUCAAAUGUUGUUGUCUGUGGUCUUUCGAAAUGUAUGCUGAGAUCAAAAGCUUUCUUUAGCGUCGUUUGGAUUAAAGGUUGAAAAUUUUAAUGAAGACCAUAAAUGAGGAAAUUUCUGUGUAUUUCAACUAGCAUUUGCGAUUUUUUCCUAAACAACGUGCUUUACACACUAACUGGAUAGUAUUAUAAAUUACACCUUGAAAUAAAUAUUAACAACGUUUAGCUUCUCGUGAAUUUAUCUCGGAGACACCAACUCGAUAAACGGUAGAUUUGCUAACUUCCUCGUUAUCUUUUCUCAAGUCGUUAACAAAGUUUCUGGGUGUGGAGAUCUACUUUUCAUAUUGGAACCCUUUUCAAGACGGUAAGGUGAUGGAGCUUAUCGCUCUGCGUGGAUUUUCAUCAAUUUUAUAUUCCUCUUUAAGUUAAGGUCGCCACUUGAAAAAGUAACUCAACAGACAUUUCAGAUAUCGAGUGAAGUACAAAGGAACGAUCUCUUGAUGUCUUGCAAAGUCACGGCGGGAAUAUUCAAGCGUUUAAAGAGGGCUCUAAAAGAGCUACAUCAAAGACGUGACACUCUGAAAUCCAGAAAACAUAGUUAG